Molecule: messenger RNA, 2323 nt
Organism: Python bivittatus (Burmese python)
Lineage: Eukaryota; Metazoa; Chordata; Lepidosauria; Squamata; Pythonidae
Gene: LRRC70
Product: leucine rich repeat containing 70
Molecular function (GO): protein binding
Source: RefSeq, a predicted model, not a curated record
CAACUGGUAGGCAAACUGUGAGAAACUUACAUGUUAUUUAGAAAGUAGUUAAAUUCUCUCUCUCAUAUAUAUAUAUGAUAUAUAUAUAUAAAUAUUAUAUAUAUAUAUAUAUGUAACAGUAUUAGCAAUUCAGCUGAGCAACAGAAGAAAAAAAAUUAACUGACAAAAUGAGCUUCAUAUUCUGGCACAAUCAAAGAUGACUGGGAGAGUCAAAGCCUGGGAUAUGUAUCAACUUCAUCACUUUGAGUCGUUUCGGCAUAUUCUUAAUUGUCUUCUGCUGCUGAUGAUCCAAAAGGAUAUAUUUUGUUGUCCAUCAGUUUGCCAGCAAUGUACAGGCAGACAAGCUGACUGUUGUAAUUCAGGUCUUUCAUUUAUCCCAAAUAAUUUUCCACAGAAUACUUUAUUUCUGUACUUAAGUGGCAAUAAUAUAUCACACAUAAAUCCAAACACACUGAUAGGCCUCCAGCAGCUGCUUGUGCUACACUUGGAUAAUUCUAGCAUUUUAUAUGUAUAUCCAAAGGUAUUUGCUGAACUGAAAAAAUUAUGGUAUCUACAGCUGAAUAAUAAUCAUAUAAAAUAUUUGUAUCCUGGAACAUUUGAAGGACUUUCAAAUCUUCAUUCUUUAUAUCUGCAGAAUAAUGAAAUUGCCUUUGUUUCUAGAGGAUUAUUUAGUAACCUUGCUUCAGUUUACUAUCUAAUGCUUCAAAACAAUUGCCUCAGGAUCCUUGGUAGCCGCAUUUUCUUUGGCAUGAUUAAUCUCCGGAUUCUUAAUCUAGCAAACAAUAAGAUUUCACAGAUAUCAGAAACAGCAUUCCAUCACCUUGAUAAUCUUACAAGUUUGUACCUCGAAGGAAAUAAUUUAACAUGUGUGCCAUCCACUGCGCUUCUAGUGUUGAGGAAACUUCAAAGACUUUCAUUGUCACUAAACCCUGUUGGGUCAAUUCCUCCUUUUGCAUUUAAAGGACUUAGCAAGCUUGAAUAUCUGUUUUUAAAAAGUGCAAAAAUAAACACUAUUAAUGCAAAUGGCUUUUCAGGGCUGGUUAAUCUUAAGAAGCUAGUUUUGAGCGAUAAUAAUUUAGUAAAAAUCAAUUCCCAUACUUUCUCACUGUUGGAUCAUUUAAUGUUUCUGCAUCUUGACAGAAACAAAAUAAUUGAUAUUGCAGAUAAUACAUUUGAAGGAAUGGGAUCCUCUUUGAAGAUACUCAAUCUAGCAUUCAAUAAUCUUACAUUUUUACAGCCUACAGUGCUCAAGCCUUUGGUUUCUUUAACUCACUUACAGGCAAAUUACAACCCUUGGAACUGUAGCUGCAGAUUACAUAGAUUGAUGAAUUGGCUAGCAUCUUCUUCUGUCUCCAUAAAACUCCAUUGCCAAAGUCCUUCCAAUUUGCAUGGAAAGUAUAUGAAUUAUGCUAACUUGCAUUUGUUUAGAAAUUGUUUCAACAGUAGAAGUCCUGAAAUUUUCAAGAACAAUAAAUCUGCAGGAAUCCAUCAGAGCUUUACUACUUCAUUAAUGGCACAAAGUAAACACCCCACAACUAAUACAGUUAAAGAACAGUUGAACUUUAAUGCAAAUACAGUGACUUCAUUGGCAAAAGUAUCCUCUACAUCUGCUUAUCAAAAUAUCUAUGAAGAACAUUCUAGUAGGAAGCCAAAACAGGAACAAAUAGCAACACAGAAGAUACCUGCUAAUUUGACCAUGAAAGAAAAUAAAGUACUAUAUCCUGAAGCUGUUUCUAGAUCAUUUAAAACAUCACCGAUUUGUGCACAGCAGGUAGAGAAACUAAAGCAGGCUUUUGACAUUUUAUUAACCUUUUUCAUCUUGGCCUGUUCUGUGAUCAUCUUUUUGUUCUACAAAAUCAUUAAAUUGAAACAGAAAUGCAGUGUACAAAAGAACUCUGACAAUGCAAUAGAAUACUAUGGCUUUUAUCAGGCUGGUAGUUACAAUGUUACUGUACCCCAGAAUCCACUGGAAAAUUCUGAAUUGGACCAUGUUCAACUUUCUAAACCAACAGCCCUUGAAAACCAAGCACAGGUUAUCUUAUUUGAACAUUCAGCGCUUUAAUACACUCAUCACAAAUUUUCUUUUCGCAUGUAUAAAAGCCCAAAUAGUAACAGUAUGUGAAAUUUGUAAAUAAAAGUUUAACUAAUGAUGUUGGGGUGGGAGGUUGAAUUGAAGCUAAUUUUUUUGCAAACCUUAUAUUUUGCUCUAAUUUUAAUAUCUGCAUUUUAAUUAUUAUAAAUGUAUUUUAUCUGUAAUUAUUCAAUUUUAAUUGACCUGCCUGUAGAAAUUAUUCAUUAAUAAUUAAUGUUAUUUUAUGUUUAG